Guillardia theta CCMP2712 is the source of this 1515-nucleotide messenger RNA. RefSeq lists its product as hypothetical. The record is from RefSeq and is a predicted model, not a curated record. Lineage: Eukaryota; Cryptophyceae; Pyrenomonadales; Geminigeraceae. Bases 1 to 1515 code for a protein of 504 amino acids. The transcript has 9 exons.
AUGACCACAACUGGAGUAUUGAAAGCAAGCGAGACGAUGUUCGACAAGCUCUCGCGAUCUGAGCUGCAAAAGAUUGCAAAGAUGCACGGGAUUAAGGCAACACAGACCAAUGCAAAGAUCAUCGGUGAACUCAUCGCCAAAGGAGUACAAUUGGAAGAACAAGGGGAAGCAGGACAAACCGAUGCUGUGGAGCAGCUGGAGCAGAGAGGGAAGCAGAACAAGCGAGGAAAGAAAGCUGCUGAGAUGCAGGAGGACAAUCAUGUGAGAGGAAAGGUGAAGAACGGAGAAGUGGCAGCACAAACAGACUCUUCCUCCCCCUCCUCCUCCUCCACCACCACCACCACCACCACCUCCUCCUCCUCCUCCGUGACUACAAUCACAACCUCCUCCUCGCCCUCAAAUUACUCUGAGAUGUCAAGGAGCGAGCUCCAGGCCCUUGCCAAGUCUCGGGGUGUGAAGGCAAAUCAGAAGACAGCUGACAUCAUUGCAAACUUGAUCGCUCUGGACGGGGAGACUGCUCCUGAUGCCAUGUCAGCACCAGUCGUAGAUGCCAAGAAGAUGAAUGUUGAAAAAGAAGAGGCUCAGGCUCAGCAAGAGCGCGAGCAGGAGCACGAGCAGCAGGAGCACGAGCAGGAGCAAGAUGAUCAACACAAAACAAUUGUCGAUAAUCAGGAGCAUGUAGAGGAUCAAGAAGACGGUGAUACGAAUAUGAGUGCUGGAAAAGGCGAGGAGGAAGAAAAUUGCCAUCAGCCGGAGGAAGCUCAGUACGCUUCAUAUGUCAGCGAGCAGGAGCAGGAAGACGUUGAGCAGCAGAAGCAACAAGAUCUGGAUGACGGGGCAAGAGGUCCUAGCAAGAGCGCAGCAGCUGCCCAUGAGGAGGAACCUGUGAAGAGCAGCAAGCAAGGAAAGAAAUCCCUCAGCAUGCAGCGCCCUGUGGUGAAGAGCGUGAGAGCAAGCGUCUGCUUCAAGCCUGCCCCGAAGGUCGCCCCCUCCGUUCCGAGUAGGAUGAGCAUGAAGCCUGUCGGAGUCGGCAUGAAGAGGAAGGCAGAGGGAGUGGAGGAGCGACAGGACGGCAGACCUGCCGAGGCGGGGAACGGUAAGGGCCCUCAGUACAAGAGAUAUAAGGGGAAGCUUCCUCCCUUCGAGUUCAACGAGAGGUCGAUCUUCGUGAAGCCUGUCGCCAAGCCCGCUUCUCAUCGCGCUUCUGUUGCGUCUGCUGUGGUCAAGCCCGGCCAGCUUGACAAGAGCAAAAACUUGCAACCUCUCCGAGCAAUGAACGCGCCCCCACUCAAGAUGGCAGCAGUGAAGGAGGAGAAGAAGGACAAGGAGGGGAAAGCAGCGUCCUCAAGAGCAACCUUGUCCGCGACUUUGCAUCCCAACAAAGAGAACAUGAGGGAUACUGCAGUCAGGCAGAAGGCUGCGGUGCCUGCAGAGAAGAGCAACAAAGGUGUGCGGAGGAGAGAGAGCUCGGGUGAAGUUUGUCUGCCCGAGGGACUACCUGUCUUCAUCACUUGA